AUCUGUGGUGUGACAGCCAGCAAGUUCAGCAACUAGCUACUAAAUUACCCAAAACUAAGGGGGGAACAGUUAACUACUCCGUUCGGUCACCGCGGUCAGUUCAUCUGCCGUGUAUCUGGAUGUUUCGGAAGAGAUUUCAGCAUACAGUGUAUGGAUUUUAGUCAUAGAUACAAUGGAUUUCCCCAAAACGCUCUUCUUUCUGACCCUUGUGGUUGGCGUGACAGGGGUAUUAGUAACAAGAUGCCGUUGGACAGGAAAGCUGUGCGAGUUAGGAAACCCAUCCGCGAAUGAUCUUCAAUGCUAUUACAGCCUUCAUUCUACUGACACUGCAUCCGGUGGCAUGGAGAAGCAGGAGCUUGUUGACAAAGUGGAUCCCAUCAUUAAGUCUCUCCAAUACAUACCCCUCGACACAGAAAACACAAAGUAUUUUGGAUUCCCCUACUAUCUCAGAAUAGACCUUGACUGUCCCGACCACAUGACAGGCAUGCCUCCCUUGGCAUAUAUGACGAUGGGUUUGCUCACUGGCCUGAGUCCAGUAGUGUACUUGACUAUAGGACCGCCAGUGAAACCCACACUUAUCAAACCUCAAAGGCUGGAAUUAAUCUUGAACACAGGAACCCUCUCGGAUUUAUUACAUUGUGCAAGUGAAAUGUGCUCUUUCGGAUGGUAUGCUCCCAUGCCAGUCCUAAAUGGAUCGGUUGUCUAUGGGAUCAAAAUCAAAAGCAAUGGCUUCGGCAAGGUGGAUGUUAAAGAUACAAGCUACUCAAUAAAUGUGAAUGGCCUCAGGACAACGUCUGACUACUCAGAGGAUUCUUUUGGAAUACCGAUUCCACUUAGCUCUGUGAUGUCGGCAUACAACACAUAUGAGGCAUAUUCUCCAAUGUUGGCCUCGCCUGAUCACUCACCAGUGAUGAUCAUCCCAGGAAUCAAACAUUCCAAGGCUGUUCUCUUCACAGCAUCUCAGUUCAAGCAUUCUCAAUUCGUAGAGGUGGGUAUUAAAAAUUGCUGGGUAUCUACAUUGCAAUGCAGAAAUAACAGAUUUGAAGAGACGAUCCGGGAGGCUGUGGUUUUGGAGAGCACCUUGAUCAUCAGGCAGAAUGGGAUGCUGCAUCGCUUCCUUGGAGACUAUACUCUUCUCCCUCUCACAGCCCAAGACUCAAAUGUGUGGGUGGAAACGAUGCGUUCAGUGUGUGUGAAGAGGAUGGUGUUUGUGCCAACGGCCCAUGGGGGAAAGGAAUUCUUCUAUGUCCUUGGAGAUGGAAAUCAUCAACAUACACUAUUCCGAGCUGACAUUGAGGAUGGGGAGCUGACAUUCAAAGAAUUGAGAGACACUGCAGGAAAUGUCUGCUUUUUUCUGGCAAGGAUAUUGGGUGCAUACCAAGGUGCAUUCCUAGACUGUGUAAUCAAAACCGUGUGCCAACGUGGGGACAUAGAAAACUCGGACAUUGUGGUGGUGGACCUGGUUUUGAGUUCCAAUAAUUGGAUAACCUAUGUAGUGUUUUACAAAGAUAACAUGUUCCAUCUCCAAGGCCGUAUGCCCCAGUUUGUCCCUAUAGCCAGUUCGAAUUCAUUUAUACUUGAUGAUGGUUAUGCACCUGACUCUAAUCAGCCGGUGUUCAUACAUGGUGUGGCAUACAGCCCUUACAGUCAAAUAAUCUACUUCUGGGGAACCGUCCUCGUCUGCUCGUUAGACGAAGGACGCACAUUCAUGUUUCUGCGUGGCCUUGAAAAUUUACAGUACCCGAUCAUGGACUUCAGUUUUUCAUACCAUGGAGAGUUUGUGUUUGUCACAGCUACCCUUUAUGAGGUUUGGUGGGGACAGGAGGGGUUAGACAGAGUUGUACGGCUUAGACCAUCUUAUGGUUGGUCACUGUUCACCAGUAUGGCGAAAUACGAGGACAGAUUCUCAAGAUAUCAAUAUGGACACAAAUUGCUGACUGUGUAUUGGGAUAGCAACAAAAAACUGCAAGAGGUAGUGUACAUAAACGCAACGGGAGAAGUUUUGAAAAGAGAUAUACCUGUUGCAGAUAUAAAUGCCUACAAUUCUGUGCGGAGUGCACCCAUCACCGGGUUAUCAUUCGGGUUCUUCACCGUUGGCAACCCUUGUCCGUUUGAAGUGGAGUACGUGACGGACCUGCCCCUGCCAGAUAGGUACACCCGUGUGAAGCGGUACCGGACCAGGCCUCCGCUGAUGCCAGGCUUCCUGGGGCUGCACACCACAGCCUCUCUGGCCACCUAUCACGGCCUGCUGCACCACAUACUCAAGCUGCACGUUGAAUAUAUGCAGGAUAUUGGCGAUCCUGCAAUAGGUCCAGUAUCUCGGUUUUGGGCCGGGAAAAUGGAUGUUGAGGACUUUUACUCCUAUGUGGCCAGCAAUGCAAAUUUGCAAGUUAACAUUGAGAUGGAUAUCGUUUCACGGGUGUAUGACUAUGCCACCUCAGCCCUCAACAUUCCACGUGAAAUCUAUCUGGACCUUGGGGAGUCAUACAGCUUCUCCAUCUUCAUCAGUGGAGGAGUGCCCAGUGACGCUUCACGAGAAAAUAUCGAUGUAAUCUGGAUUUCGGUUGAGUGUUAUGGCAGGGAGUAUGUUCAUAUUGAAGUCAAUAGGCAAGAAUUGUACAAACAUGCUGCUGUACUUCACCAGGUGAGCAUCCAAGACAGAGGAAAAUUUGGACGACAGGUCCUGGCAGGAAAGGACCUACAAACUGUCACUGUGAUACUCAAGGCAAGCGAAUGUGAAGACUGCUUCCAGCAAAGCAGCGAUGGGAUUGUCCCCUUGGGCAUUUACACAAUACUUGUGUAUAUUGGGUGCCCUCCUGGAAAACGCUUGGCCUUCGACAUCUCGAAAACUAUUUUAGAGAGCACUCGCCUCAACAAACGCUACUUUGACUGCCCAGUGCUGAGCAGCUCCCCCUGUUUCUACUACGAAGACAAGUUUUAUCCCUUCUUUCUGAUCCAAGACAUGGUGUUAGGGGAAUCAGGACCCUUUUUUGGCAGUUACACUUUUAAGAUAGUGGGAGGAGGCGCAUACUCCAGAGAUAACAUCCGCUACUACAACCAGGAGGAAAUACUGAUGUAUAACAGCGUUAACAUGUCAAAGAACAGUCUGAUAUGGGUUUACGGUGAACAGACAACGGUAUUGACUACCAAUGAAGGCUUUCCGGUGCUGUCAGAUACCCGCAACAGUAUUCGUUGGGUAUGCCAGGUGAACUCUCCGUGCGGCGAUCUGGUGGCCCAGGGACUGAUGGCACCAGACUUCUACUUUAUCAUUGAGGUGUCCAACAAAUUUGUGGGUUUUAACUCAUAUUGUGACUAUGCACUCCGCUUUGAAAUUCAUGUCCAUGGAUUUCCACUUUCUCCAUCAAGGACCCUGUAUUACUUCUUGAUUUCCCUGGGCAUCAUAAACGGGGUUCUGUUCUGCUAUGUGGUGUUCCACUGCUGUGGCCCCGGAGUCAAGUCCAUUGGCCAGGCGGCAUUAGAGGCGGUCAGGCAGCAACCAGAGGAGGAGGAUGAAGAGUCGGACACCUAUUCAGACACGGAUAUUGGACCAAAUUAUUAAUAAAACAGGAUGUGCGCUUGCGCUACACCCUCUGAAUGCCCUAUGAUCCUGGAGUUCAAACUAAGGACUUCAGGCUGACUAUUUUUCGAAGACUAGACCCAGGGAUGUCCAAAGCGCUUGGAAUAUUUUUCUUUCUUUCUUUUUUUUUUUAAAAAAGGUGGUGACUCUUAAUUCACAAAUUUGUCUUUGUACAAAAACGUUUAAAUACUCUAAUUCACAAAAUAAAAAAUGAAUAAAUAAAUAACCAUUA
This is a messenger RNA of Engraulis encrasicolus (European anchovy), 3809 nucleotides long. Its product is annotated as cation channel sperm-associated auxiliary subunit gamma-like. The record is from RefSeq and is a predicted model, not a curated record. The transcript has 30 exons. Bases 173 to 3559 code for a protein of 1128 amino acids. Gene Ontology annotation, cellular component: motile cilium; sperm principal piece; CatSper complex. NCBI's taxonomy places the organism in Eukaryota, Metazoa, Chordata, Actinopteri, Clupeiformes, Engraulidae.